Messenger RNA from Acanthoscelides obtectus, 2829 nucleotides. The record is from the annotation of a GenBank genome assembly. NCBI's taxonomy places the organism in Eukaryota, Metazoa, Arthropoda, Insecta, Coleoptera, Chrysomelidae.
GGUAUCCAUAGCAACAAUGUGUCAUUGUACAAUUUGAUCGAUAUCGCAUCAUAUUUUGUUCUCAAUUCGAUUUAACCACCUUUACAUGAUUUUUAUUCACAUUACGUUAUAGAAAAAAGCUGAAAAAUGCCAAAAGAAAACGAAAAAGACUUGGUUCCGGAAAAGGCUCUUUUAAGCCCUGAUCAUCCGCUGCUUGAACAAUUCCAGAAAUCAUUGAAGGAACAUCUUCUUAAUCAGAUAAAUCGUUUGAAAGAUGACAUCUUCGAAUACGAAACGGCAGCGAAAAAGAAGAACGUGGAAAGAGAAGAGCUUGGCGUUAGAGCGUAUGAAGCACAGCAAAUCGUAUGUGCUCAACAGAAAACGCUGGAAGGGAUCAUAUCCGACUUGAAGACUGUCACAGCUGCCAAAGAAGAAAUCGAAAAUGAGCUAGAGGAGGACAAGAAGAAGUUCAAACAGCUCAAAGAUAAGCUGAACUUGACGGAAAAGUCAAACAGAGAAUUGCAACAUGAAAUUGAAGGAGUAAACAUGCUUAUACAGCAAAUGGUUCAACUAGAGAACAAAAUAGAGUCGCAGAUAUCGGUGAAUAAGAGAGUAGCAGAGAAAACAAGGAAGGAUAUGUUGAAGGAAGCGGUGCAGAAAAGAGACCAGGAUAUGUUGAUUUAUCGAUUGUUUAAUGAGAUUUGGCGACUGGAGGGUGAAAUAGAAUCUCUGAACAUUCAAAUGAAGGCUAAAGAGCUGGAAAUGGACGAAUUACAACAAACGAUAGCUGUCGGUAACACAAACAUCGAAGCGUUGCAGACCGAGUAUCGAUGUUUGAUGCAUUCGUGGAACUCGGUCGUUGUUGCUAUAUCGAACAGAGAUAAAGGCUUAGAUUGCCUGACCGAAGAGUUGAACAAGCUGAAAGAAAAACACAAAACACUCCUGUACGAAUCCGACCAACUGAAGAAACUGCAGAAGAAAGAGUGCAACGAAAAUGAGAGGUACACGAUGAUCAAAAGUCGUAUCGAAUACGAUAUAAAGAAUUGCAAGACUCAAUAUGACGAAGAAACGGCGAAAAAAACUUCUCUGGACGCGACGAUGUACGAAUUGCAGACGGUGAUCGACCAAACUGAAAAGGAUAUCGAGAUAGCCAAUGACGAAAAUAAAAAAAAGGAGAUUUAUUUGACUUCGUUGGGGAAGGACUAUGCGAAGAUAAUGCAGAAGAAACACGAGCUGGAAGAGAGGAUCAUGAAGGAUCUUGAAAUGAGAAUGGCCAAUGAUAAGGUAGCAAGAAACAUGACGAAGAUCCUCGUCCAGAUGAGAGCGAAGAAAAAAGACGUGGAAAUCAUAAUGAACGAAACCGAGAACAGGAACAGCAUGCUGCAUUCUCAAAUCGAAUCGCAGAAAUUUUUGAACGACGAGCAGAACAGGAUGUUGAAAGAAGCGCAAAAUCAGCAAGCGGAGCUGACGAAAGAAGCUGAUCAGCUUCAAGCCGAGAUACAACGAUACGAGCUGCUGUUUAGGAAGAAGGAACGAGACGCCGACGUGCUGAACAGCAAACUGGAAAGAGCAGCAGCAAAACUGGAUCAAGAAUCGUCGCCUCAAGAGAUGGUGAUCGAAGAAUUGGAGAAACGCAUCGAAGAAUCUCAGGAGCGCAUAAAGAAGCUGCAAACGUUCUGGUUACGCGAACAGAAAAAUCUGUUGGGAGUGUCGAACGAACGUCAAGAACAGCUGCGGAAGAUCAAUUUGAUGAAAAAACAGCUGCUCAUUUUGGAACAGAAGAACAUCAAGAUCAACUUCGACAUCGAAUCUUAUAAAAAGCAAGAGGAGCAAGUGCAAAGGAAUAUUAGAACGCUUCAUAACAAGUCUGUCAUAUUUUGCGAAGCGCUUUACAAGAAACGAAACCACAAAGUAGAGCUGGACAGGAACAACGUACUUCUGCAGAAUCAAAUCGAUACGAAACUAAAGGAUGCUGAAUUGGCAAUGCUGCAAAUUACUUCUGACAUUGAAGAAAUCGAAGAAGAUAAGGUUACUCUCAGCAAGGAGCUGAUAGAGGUAAACAGAGAAGCCUUGGAAUGGGAUAAAAAAUUGCAACUAGCUAGAGAAGCGGUGAAUAGUUUGAAAGACGAGCAAAGUAAGGAGGGCGAAGUGGGCAACAUGCGUCAAGAGAUACACAAAAUGGAGGUGAUUCUGAGCGGUAUGAAACGAGCUCAGGAGAAGCUCAUCAAAGAUAUGGAGCAUUGCAUCGCCAGAAGAGACUCUAUUUAUAUGUCGUCGGAAGCUAAAAUAAAAAAGAAUAACGAGGACAAGACUAGAGUGACAUUCUUAAGAAAAUUGGACAAUCAGCGAAAUAAAAACAAACAGCUCGAAAACGAAAUCGAAUCUGGUGAGCUGAAAAUCAAAGAAAUAGACGAAAAGAAGAAGACAGUCGAGGAAGAGAUAGGAGAGGUGGAAAAACAGCUACAAAGUGUCAUACAAUAUCAUGGUUCUUUAAACCAAGAGUUGGAAGAAACGAAGACAAACCGCCAAUUCAACUUUGAACUGCUGGUAGCCCAACAGAAGAAGCUACAAAUCUACGAAAACCUGGCGAAAGGACGCACACCGUACACCAUAUACAGAAAAGACUCGCAAAUUGUUCCUGAAUAUAGCAAACAAAAAGAUCUGAACAACAGACUGGGACAAGUCGUCGACCAUUUGAUGACCGAUUUUCCAGAGAGGGUGCACGAGUUGACCAGGAUCAGUAACACUUUGAAGAUUGGAGCGCUUGCUAUCGUCAAUCUUUGAUGUGGAGUUUUUUCGCCUUUUUCUAACUUGUGUUAUUCGAAAAUAAAAAUAGAACUCGAAGUCGAA